AUGGCAGUUUCUCCCGCCAAUUUCGUCUUUGCUUUCUUGCUGUUUUGUGUUACGUUGACGCUCGUUUUCAUAUUUGCUUCUGGGUUGCUGGCUUGGAUUUUGAGCCGGAUUUUAGGUGCAUCUGUUGGAUUUUGUGUUGGUGGAUGUAACAGCUUAAGAGAUGUGGUAGUAAAGUUUAAAAAGGGUGCUGUUGAAUCUGUAUCUAUUGGUGAAAUUAAACUCAGCUUACGCCAUUCAUUAGUCAAACUUUGUGUGAGUUUUAAUUCUUGGGAUCCAAAGUUGCAAGUGUUAAUAUGCAACCUAGAAGUUUCUAUGAGGCCUUCAAAUAAAAGCCCUGGGAAGAAGAAAACUCGGAAAUCCAGUGCUCGACCUUUGGACCGGGGAAAAUGGAUGAUUAUAGGCAAUAUUGCAAGAUAUUUGUCAGUUUCUGUGACAGAUCUUGUUUUGAAGACACCUAAGUUUACCUUUGAGACCACAGAGUUGAACGUGGAUAUAUCUAAAGAUGGUGGAUCCGUGUCCGAUUUGUCUGUUAGGGUACAAAUAUUGCCUAUUGUUGUUCAUAUUGGUGAGCCUCAAGUUAGUUGUGAUCUGUUAUCAAAUGUUUAUGGUGGAGGAUGCAGUGCUUCUAGCCAGGCAUCUGUCGCUGCUAUUAAAAAACCUUCUGCUCAUUUUAUUUGUGAAAAAUUCUCCGUCUCUUGUGAAUUUGGUCAUGAUAGGGAAAUUGGUAUAAUUGUUAAGAAUGUGGGCAUUUCCAUUGGAGAGGUCACCGUGAAUUUGAAUGAGGGGUUGCUUGUGAAAAGAAAGAGUUCAUCGGAAUCUCCUUCUAGCUCUAACAGAAAUAUAGGGACAAGUAUGGAUUCUAUAAGCACAAAACAACCUUCCAAGAAGCAGCAAACACUUGCUGGAUACAGCUCUUUGUUUCCUGAAAAGGUCAGUUUCAAUCUGCCAAAGCUGAAUGUGAGUUUUACACAUCGCGAAUAUGGUAUUUCUGUUGAAAGUAACAUCACGGGCAUCCAAUUGGAAAGCAUCAAAUCACGAUCCACUAAGGAUGUUGGGGAGAGUACAUGCCUUGAUUUUCAACUGGAAUUUAGUGAAAUUCAUCUUCUUAGAGAAGCUGGUACUUCCACCCUAGAGAUAUUGAAGUUGAAUUUGGUCUCUUUUGUAUACGUCCCAAUACAGUCAAUCUCGCCUAUUAGAGCUGAAAUUGAAAUCAAGCUUGGAGGUUUACAGUGCAACAUCAUAAUGAGCAGAUUAAAGCCUUGGUUGCUCCUCCAUUUGUCCAAGAAGAAAAAAAUGGUACUUCGGGAAGAAGCUUCUGUUGUUGUAAAACCAAAAUCAACUGAUAGCAAGACCAUCAUCACGUGGAAAUGUAAUUUGUUAGCUCCAAAGAUGACAAUAAUGGUUUUCAAUGUGGCUGGUUCUCCAGUAUAUCAUGGUUGCUUACAAUCAUCACAUCUGUUUGCAAACAACAUUUCAAAUAUGGGGACUACAGUACACCUCGAACUUGGUGAAUUAAUUCUCCGCUUGGCUGAUGAAUAUCAAGACUGCUUGAAAGAAAGUUUUUUUGGUUUGGAAUCAAACUCUGGCUCCAUUAUGCACAUUACAAAGGUUAGUUUGGAUUGGGGUAAAAAGGACAUGAAAUCCUCUGAAGAAGAUGGUUCUAGGUAUAUGCUAGGUUUAUCAGUUGAUGUGACUGGCAUGGGAAUUUAUCUAACUUUCAAGCGUAUAGAAUCAUUCAUAUCAACAGCAAUAUCCUUUCAAUCUUUAUUAAAAAGCUUAUCUCCUCCAAAGAAAAAAUUAACAGAGAGCAGGGGGCAUUUAUCAAAAACUUCGAAAAAGGGAAUUCAAAUAUUGAAAUGCAAUGUUGAACAAUGUUCAGUAUAUGUAUUGGGGGAGACCGGAUUGGAAAAUACAGUUGUUCCAGAUCCCAAGCGAGUUAAUUAUGGUUCCCAGGGUGGUAGAGUUAUAAUAAAUGUGUCAGCAGAUGGUACCCCGCGCAAUGCAAACAUAAUGUCCACUAUUUCCAAUGAAUAUCAGAAGCUAAAGUACUCUAUCUUUCUUGAAAUCUUUCAUUUUAAGUUGUGUAUGAACAAGGAGAAGCAAUCCACACAGGUAGAACUUGAAAGGGCCAGAUCUAUCUAUCAGGAAUAUAUGGAGGAAAAUAGGCCAGUAACAAAGGUGGCAUUAUUUGAUAUGCAAAAUGCUAAAUUUGUACAACGCUUAGGUGGCCUUAAAGAGAAUGCUGCAUGUUCUCUUUUCAGUGCUACUGACAUUACAGUGAGGUGGGAGCCUGAUUUACAUCUAUCACUGAUUGAACUUGUUCUCCAGCUGAAAUCAGUGGUACACAAUAGGAAGCUUCAGGAGCAGGGUAAUGAACAUAUGGAAGAAGUGUCUUAUAUGAGAGAUGCUAAUUGUAAAAAUGAAGCUACUGAGGAAUCAGGGCAUCCUAAAAAGAAGAAAGAAUCUAUUUUUGCUGUUGAUGUGGAAAUGUUAAAUAUAUCUGCUGAGCUAGGAGAUGGAGUUGAUGCUAUGGUCCAGGUGCAGUCAAUUUUCUCUGAGAAUGCUCGUAUCGGAGUGCUCCUUGAAGGACUCAUGCUAAGUUUUAAUGGGGCUAGAAUCUUCAAGAGUAGUCGGAUGCAAAUUUCACGAAUUCCUAGUAUAUCUGCUAAUGCAUCUGAUGCAAAGGGAUCUGUAGCCACGACAUGGGAUUGGGUAAUUCAAGGUCUCGAUGUUCACAUUUGUAUACCAUACAGAUUGCAAUUGCGUGCUAUUGAUGAUGCUUUUGAGGAUAUGUUAAGAGGCUUGAAGCUCAUUAUUGUUGCUAAGAAUAAUUUAGUUUUUCCUGUGAAGAAAGAGAGUUCUAAAGUUAAAAAACCUAGUUCAGCAAAAUUUGGAUGCAUAAAGUUUUUCAUACGCAAGUUAACUGCUGAUAUUGAAGAGGAACCAAUCCAGGGAUGGCUUGAUGAGCAUUAUCAGCUUUUGAAGAAGGAAGCUGGUGAGUUAGCUGUUCGGUUAAACUUUCUGGAUGAAUUUAUACAGAAGGCCAAGCAAGAUCCAAAAUCUACUGAUGACACCAAUAAUUCUUCUCAAGAAAGAAAGGUCAAUUUUAAUGUUGCUGAGGAUGACGUAAAUAAUUCUCCAACUAUUGAAUCCAUGCAAGAAGAAAUUUAUAAACAAUCAUUCCAAUCAUAUUACCAAGCAUGCCAGAACCUAGUGUUAUCUGAAGGGUCAGGGGCUUGUAAAGAUGGCUUUCAAGCUGGUUUCAAACCUAGUUCUGCAAGGUCUUCUCUUCUUACAAUCUCUGCAUUGGACUUAGAUAUAAGCUUGACAAAAAUUGGUGGUGGUGAUGAUGGGAUGAUUGAGGUUCUAAGGAAGCUUGAUCCUGUCUGUCUUGAAUAUGAUAUACCAUUUUCACGACUUUAUGGGGCAAACAUUCUCUUAAGUACUGGUUCUCUUGUGGUCCAGCUUCGAAAUUACCCAUAUCCACUUUUCUCUGGAAGUUCUGGUAAAUGUGAAGGUUGUCUUGUGUUGGCUCAGCAGGCAACUAGCUUUCAACCUCAAAUACUUCAAGAUGUCUAUGUUGGGAGAUGGAGAAAGGUGAGCAUGCUUCGAUCAGCUAGCGGUACUACUCCACCAAUGAAGACAUACUCAAAUUUGCCAAUACAUUUUCAGAAAGGCGAAGUGUCAUUUGGGGUGGGUUAUGAACCAGUUUUUGCUGACGUUAGUUAUGCUUUCACUGUGGUGCUACGGAGGGCUAAUCUAAGUGUUAGGAAUCCUGGCCCACUUAUUAUACCACCAAAAAAAGAGCGGAGUUUGCCAUGGUGGGAUGACAUGAGAAAUUACAUUCAUGGAAGAAUUUCCUUAUUAUUUUCUGAAACAAAAUGGAAUAUUUUGGCAAGUACUAAUCCUUAUGAAAAGCUUGAUAAACUUAAAAUUCUGACUAGCUCUAUGGAAUUUCACCAGUCAGAUGGUCAUGUUCUUGUUUGUGCCAAAGAUUUCAAGGUUUUAUUGAGUAGUUUGGAGAGUUUGGCAAACAAACGUGGUUCCAAAAUUCCAACAGGUGUCUCUGGUGCAUUUUUGGAAGCCCCAGUCUUUACACUUGAAGUUACAAUGGACUGGGAUUGUGACUCUGGCAAUCCCUUGAAUCAUUAUUUAUUUGCACUUCCAAUUGAGGGGGAAACUCGUGAGAAAGUAUUUGAUCCCUUCAGAUCCAUUUCUCUUUCCCUUCGAUGGAACCUAUCCUUUGGAUCCUUUCAUCCUUCAUCAGAAAAACAAUGUCCAUCCUCCAUUGCAAGAGCUAGUAUUGAAGGAGAUGCUACUGUACAUCAUCCUCCUGACAUUUUUCAGAAUGUUUCACUUACUUCUCCAACAGUGAAACUUGGUGCUCAUGAUCUUGCAUGGAUUGUAAGAUUCUGGAACUUGAACUACAUUCCUCCACAUAAACUGCGCACCUUCUCGCGUUGGCCUCGUUUUGGAGUUCCAAGACUUGUCAGAUCAGGCAAUCUUUCAUUAGAUAAAGUGAUGACUGAAUUUAUGAUCCGUAUAGAUUCUACACCAGUCUGUAUAAAGAACAUGCCUUUACAUGAUGAUGAUCCAGCCAAAGGACUGACCUUUAUGAUGACAAAGCUAAAGUUUGAAUUAUGUUUUAGUAGGGGCAAGCAAAAGUAUACUUUUGAAAGCAAACGUGACCUUCUUGAUCUUGUUUACCAAGGUAUUGACCUUCAUAUGCCCAAGGCUUUUCUAAUUAAAGAAGACUACAGCAGGGUUGCUAAAUUAGUUAGCAUGACACCAAAAAACUCACAAUCUGCAUCCGAGAAUAAAAUCCCCUCUGAAAAAGGUUACUUGACACAGAAAAAUCCUGAUGAUGGAUUUCUGUUAUCCUGUGAUUACUUUACUAUAAGAAGACAGUCCCCGAAGGCUGAUCCUGCUAGGUUAGUUGCUUGGCAUGAAGCAGGAAGAAGAAAUGUUGAAAAGACCGAUAUACGGUCUGAGUGUGAACAUGGGAGCGGAACUGAUGAGCAUAUUCAAUCAGACCCAAGUGAUGAUGAUGGAUACAAUGUGGUAAUAGCUGACAAUUGUCAGCGUGUGUUUGUCUACGGUCUCAAGCUUCUAUGGACUAUUGAAAACAGAGAUGCUAUUUGUUUCUGGGUUGGUGGUCUAUCCAAAGCCUUUGAACCUGCUAAGCCUUCUCCUUCGCGACAGUAUGCACAGAGAAAAUUAUUUGAGGACAACAAACAGCAUGAUGGAGCUGAAACCCAUCAAAAUGAUGACGCUGAAACCCGUCAACAUGAUGGAGAUGAAACCCAUCAACAUGAUGAAGCUGAAACCCAUCAACAUGAUGGAGAUGAAACUCAUCAAGAUGAUGGAGCUGAAACCUGUCAAGAUGAUGGAGCUGAAACCUGUCAAGAUGAAGUUUCUAAUCCCCUUGUUGCUGGAAACAUCUCAGAUUCUCCCUCUUCUCAGACUGCCACAGCUGCUGGAUUACUUUCAUCCCCACCACAUUCAGUUAAGGUGGACGACUUGCCAUCUGAUAAAAAUGAAAAUACAGAUGAUUCAAAAGAGGGGAUUCGACACUUCAUGGUGAAUGUUAUUGAACCACAGUUUAAUCUUCACUCAGAGGAUGCACAUGGUAGAUUUUUGCUUGCUGCAGUAAGCGGCCGCAUUUUAGCCCAGUCAUUUCAUUCAAUCCUUCAUGUUGGUCAUGAGAUGAUUGAGCAAGCACUUGGUACUACAGAUGGACAUAUUGGUGAAUACCAACCUGAAAUUGCUUGGAAAAGAAUGGAGUUGUCUGUUAUGUUGGAGCGUGUACAGGCCCAUGUUGCACCAACAGAUGUUGACCUAGGAGCUGGAGUGCAGUGGCUACCGAAAAUUCUCAGAGGCUCUCCAAAAGUAAUGCGUACAGGUGCUCUUCUAGAGAGAGUUUUUAUGCCUUGUGAUAUGUACUUUCAGUACACGAGGCACAAAGGAGGCACUCCAGAACUGAAGGUGAAGCCCUUGAAGGAGCUCAAAUUCAAUUCUCAUAAUAUAACAGCCACAAUGACAUCUCGCCAGUUUCAGGUCAUGCUGGAUGUGUUGAACAAUCUUCUCUUUGCACGGCUUCCAAAGCCUCAAAAAAGUAGCUUGUCACUUUCUGUUGAAGAUGACGAAGUUGUCGAAGAGGAAGCAGAUGAGGUAGUUCCUGAUGGUGUUGAAGAGGUGGAACUUGCAAAAAUAAACCUCGAAAAGAAAGAGAGAGAACAGAAGUUGCUUCUUGAUGAUAUAAGAAAAUUGUCUGUCUGGUGUGACCCUUCUAGAGAUGUACAUCAAGAAAAGGAAGCAGACUUGUGGAUGAUAGGCUGUGGAAGUGCCAUGCUGGUUCAAGAACUGAAGAGAGAACUUAUAAGUGCACAAAAAUCUAAGAAGGAAGCAUAUGCAUCACUAAGAAUGGCUCUGCAAAAAGCUGCACAGCUGCGGCUAAUGGAGAAGGAGAAGAACAAAAGUCCUUCUUAUGCUAUGCGCAUAUCUAUGCAUAUUACCAAAGUUGUUUGGAGCAUGCUUCUUGAUGGUAAAUCCUUUGCUGAAGCCGAGAUUAAUGACAUGAUCUACGACUUCGACCGGGAUUACAAGGAUGUGGGCGUUUCUCAGUUUACAACAAAAUAUUUUGUUUUCAGAAACUGUCUGCCUAAUGCCAAGUCUGAUAUGAUCUUGUCAGCAUGGAAUCCCCCACCUGAAUGGGGAAAAAAAGUGAUGCUUCAAGUUGAUGCGAAACAGGGAGCUCCAAAGGAUGGAAGUUCUCCCUUUGAACUUUUCCAGGUAGAGAUUUAUCCCCUUAAGAUCCAUUUGACAGAGACGAUGUACCGAAUGAUGUGGGGGUAUUUCUUCCCAGAAGAAGAACGAGAUUCACAACGCCGACAGGAGGUUUGGAAGGUUUCAACCGCAGCUGGUGCAAGGCGUGUAAAGAAAGGUUCAUCAGUCCAUGAAGCUUCUGCUUCAAGCGGUCACUCAACAAAAGAAUCCAAAGCCUCAUCCAAAUCUUCCAUCUCUGCAAUGCUAUUUCCUGCAACCAGUCAGUCUUCCGUCCAAGUUGAUUCAGCCCAAGUGAGUAUUUUAAUGAAUUCAAACCCUAGUACUGGUUCAACCCCUGAGUUGAGAAGGACGUCUUCUUCUGAUAGAACAUGGGAAGAGACUGUGGCAGAAUCUGUAGCUGAUGAACUUGUAUUACAAAGCUUUUCUUCCCAAAAAAAUGGCCCAUUCGGCUCUAAUGAACAACAAGAUGAAGCAACUAAGAAUAAAUCAAAAGAUUCCAAAGGUGUCAAAGCUGGUCUUUCAUCUCUUGAAGAAGAAAAGGUGGCUAAGUCACAUGAAGAGAAGAGAUCUAGGCCGCAAAAGAUAAUGGAAUUUCACAACAUCAAAAUUAGCCAGGUGGAGUUAUGUGUUACAUAUGAAGGACAAAGAUUUGUCAUAAACGAUCUGAAAAUACUGAUGGAUCAAUUUCACCGAGUUGAGUUUACUGGGACUUGGCGAAGACUCUUUUCACGAGUUAAGAAGCACAUCAUUUGGGGAGUCCUAAAGUCUGUGACUGGAAUGCAGGGUAAGAAAUUUAAAGACAAAGGUCAGAGUCAGCCUACUGGAGCUGGUGUUACAGAAAUAGACCUUAAUUUUAGUGACAAUGAAGGCCAGGUGGGAAUAUCUGAUAAGCAUCCACCAUCUUGGCCCAAGCGACCAAGUGAUGGAGCGGGUGAUGGAUUUGUAACAUCCGUUAGAGGAAUAUUUAGUACUCAACGCCGCAAGGCAAAGGCGUUUGUGCUCAAGACAAUGAGAGGUGAUGCAGAGAAUGAAUUUCAAGGAGAUUGGAGUGAAAAUGAUGUGGAGAUCUCUCCUUUUGCUAGGCAGCUCACGAUCAUAAAAGCUAAAAAGCUUAUUAAGCGGCACACUAAGAAGUUCCACUCUAAAGGACAAAAAGGUUCAUCCUCACAACAAACAGAAGCACUACCAUCAUCUCCCAGAGAGACAACUCCAUUUGACAGUGAUUCUUCAAGUGGAUCCUCACCCUAUGAAGCUUUCCAUGAAUAGAUAUGUUUAUCUAAAGGAAUCCUGGCUUUUCAGCUGAGCAUGAAGCACUUUUCAUCUGGUUCUUAAAUGACUAAAAGGAUACAAGACCUUGACAGCUAUCUUUCUCAAUCAGCAGGUACCUCAAACGAACACUUGACAGAGAGACAGCUUGAGAAGAGGGACACCAAAAAUGGAAAGAGAACUUGGGACUCACAUUCGGAAAAUGCAUAAUUGCUUUUGAUAGAUUCAUAGUAUAUUUUCCCUGGCAACCUUGGUCAUCGUUGAUAAAGAGUCUUGCAUUCAUCUCGUCUAACAUUUUCUACUACUUGUCCGCAACAUUUGCCGAUCUAACGUGUUCUAUUUCUUGUCAGCCUCACUUACGGUUGAUCAAGAACCUUGCGACCAUCUCUAUCAAACAUUUCCAGGUUCUAAAUUCCUUCAGCGUCUGGUAAUUUAGGCCUCCUUAAAUUUUCAGAAAAUAGAAGAUUAUAAGA
This is a messenger RNA of Gastrolobium bilobum, 8525 nucleotides long. Its product is annotated as protein SABRE-like. Bases 1 to 8052 code for a protein of 2683 amino acids. NCBI's taxonomy places the organism in Eukaryota, Viridiplantae, Streptophyta, Magnoliopsida, Fabales, Fabaceae. The record is from RefSeq and is a predicted model, not a curated record. The transcript has 23 exons.